Molecule: messenger RNA, 2986 nt
Organism: Paramormyrops kingsleyae
Lineage: Eukaryota; Metazoa; Chordata; Actinopteri; Osteoglossiformes; Mormyridae
Source: RefSeq, a predicted model, not a curated record
CUCAGUUCACUAGGAAGUGCCGUCUAUUUUUCCAAAAUAGCAAGUACUUUGGUUCACGCUCCUCUGGCUUUAUUGCUUAUAAUAUAAUAUUAUAUUAUAUUAUAUUAUAUUCAACAUAUGGCAAAAUAAAGGAGGGAAACAGUUCAUAUCAUAAAUAGGUUUAAAUGAAUGCAUAGCAGAACUGCAUGCAGACAUGCAAAAGUGGAGCAACGGAGCAUUGUUAAACGCAAUUUAAAAAAAUCCAAAAUGCAGUUAACAGUUAACUAUGAUACGCUGUAUUGUAUGUAAACAACAGAAGUGUUUUUACGUAAAAUGACUGUGACAAUAAUCGUAUGUUUUUUUACUAAUACGCAAAUAGAUUUUUAUCUUGGAAAAUUCGUUGCGCAAAUUGUAUGGGUAUCACGGGCAGGUAACCUAGCAACCGUGUUUCAGUCAGGUUUUAAAUCUGACUAGCUCAUAAACUCUUUUUGAAAAGAUUAAAAGAAUUAAUAAUAUUACCUGCAAAAAUACACGCCUACAUUUAUACAACCAUGCGCUUUAUAAAUUAACCAACGCUCUCUAAUGGAAGUUUCAAUCGUGACUCCAGCAGUUUGUUGUAUACUCAGUAGCACCCGCUUUUUGAACGAAGAAUGAGCCAGACUCAUGGUGAGACAAUGAGAGACAGGCAGAAUGUAUUGGAUGUUUUUAAUAAGCACUUCAAUAUGCAUGAAGAACUCAGUGGUUCAUCUACCCAAUGCACCCAAGAUCCUUCUGGUGUAAGCUUUUGUAAAAAUCAAGCAAGAAAAUUCAAAGUGAAACGACUAAAGACUCGUAAGGAAAGAAGUCAAUUCAGAAAUCAGAAAGGACAAGAGACCAAACAAAGCUAUCGGCAAUACAGUAGGAGGGAAGUUAAAACAUCUAAAUGCCCCAUUUGCUGUCCAAAAUGCCAAAAGCCCCCUCUGUCCAGAGAACCUCUGUCUGGCAGGACUUUCUCCAAGCAGGAGCCCUGCAUCAUUACUGACAGUCGUCUAAUUGGUCAUCGUGGUCUGUUUAGCCAUGAAGUAAAAUCCAUCAACAUUGUACGACUGUUAACGGACCAGAGUAAGAAAACCGAUGGAGGAAGAAGAGAAAACCUUAGUAAAAUUUGUACCACUAAAAAUACUGUUCCUUCAUCUUGUUAUCCAUCUCCUGAUCCUGGACCCAGUACAUACUGUGGCCCUUUUCUUAGUCCAUAUAAGAAAAAUCGGAAAAAAAGCAGAGAAGGAAUUACACAGAAAAAUACAAACCGAGAGUACUCCUGUAUAACUCCCUCGAAAGCUGUUGUGCUAGAAAAAAUGGUGAAGACAGGUGAAUCUUUUCUGGUAGGCCUAAUUUCAGGAGAAGUUGAAAAAACAGGAUUUUCUGCUUCUCAACAAGAUUCCAACAGCCAGGGAACAAGUUCUCUUCAAGAAAAAUUGGCAGCAGAUUCCAGAUUUCUAUCAUGUCAUUCAUCUGAAAAUGAACCUGCCUUCCAGUUAUCCUCAGACAGUUCUGAUGGUAGGAUUUCAAAUAAAAUUGAGUUGAGCUCUUUGGGUGUAGUACUGGAUAAUGAUUCGCUGCAAUCGCAUACUGCAGAGAGGGAGAGGCAACAAUGCAAUGAUUCAAAGACAAUGACAACAUCAACACCCCUGCAGGUGUCUGAGAUUAGCAAUUCUCAAAGCAGUCUUAGAAAUGAUGUCAGUUUAGACUCUGACCCACCUACUGUGGAAGAUGUGACACAAAAUAAAGCUGAGAAUUAUCCUUCUGCACGCGUGGCCACAGUAGUCUCGCGCUUGCAUCACUCCCUAGACAUGCCACUGUGGCGCCGGGGAUGUCUGCUGGUCGAAAGCAAGGAGGCUCUGCUCCAGGCACUUCAAGAGAGCCAUGGUGUCCAGCUGCAAAACAAUCUCCAUGCAGUGCAGCAUACCCUUGGCUGUGAUGCAAUGGUGGCAGAAAGAGCUGCUUCUUCCCAUCCAGAUUCCAAGUAUAUUCCAUCCCAUUCAAAUGGAGGCAAUAGCCCAGACAGAGAGCCACCCUGGACCAGGACACACAAAGCUGGCUGUCAUCGGAGGAGGAAACAGAAGAACCCCCAGAAACUGGAGCCGCAGCUGCUCUCUGAGUCACCACAAGCUAAAAUAGCAGCAAGAGAGUGGAAUUCAAGCACUACAAUCCAGCAAUCCAGUGUGUCCGUUAAUGUUUUGAGGCCACACUCCUCAGAGUUUUUUAUGGAUCUCCAACCAGCAUUUGAUGCAUUAUCUCCAGUUCCAGCUAAAACACAUGACGGGUCUCCAUUGCCUUGGGUAUAUCCUUCAAACAAAGGAACAACAGCUUUUAUUGUUGGUGAGAAGAAGUGUGACACUAAUGUGUCCUUUUUAAACCUAACAGAAAGUUUUGAGAGGAACAGAAAGCCUUUCUUAAAAUAUACUCUUUCAGCUCCUAGAAAUGGCUCAAGUCAUUUGAAGUUUUGGGAAGAGUGUUCAAUUGACACAGAGAAAAGCUAUUUAAACAAGUUAUUUAAAAAUUCUUCUCCUCCCCAUCACUGUCCACUUUUGCAUCAGUAUAUGCAGUCAUACUAUCCCUCUCACACACUUCCUUCAACAUCUAAAUUCUAUAGAUUGGACAUGAGUCAAUAUCCACCCUCUGACAGGCUAGAAAAAGGAUUGUCUCCCCGAAAACUGUCCUUCCCUUUUUACCCCAGCCCUGAACAUUGGUCUUACCCUCGAAUGAAGCUUUACUGAUCUGCAUUUAUUACAAAAUAUUUUUCAGUGGAAAGAACAACAUGCGUUGUGCAAAAAAAAAAAUAAUAAUUCACACAGGCUUGGAUGUUUUCAUAAAACUUUUACUUGGAAAGCUCAGAGUACUGUGAAAUUGAAUGUGGUCAAAUAUGUAAUACAAAAUACUUAAAAUUUCAGUUUAGAAGUUCAGUUUGUUAGGAAUCUUUAUAUUUUGCAAAUAUUGUUAUGUAAUAAACAUACAUACUUAAAACUAA